Molecule: messenger RNA, 5534 nt
Organism: Chrysoperla carnea
Lineage: Eukaryota; Metazoa; Arthropoda; Insecta; Neuroptera; Chrysopidae
Gene: ci
Product: transcriptional activator cubitus interruptus
Exons: 10
Coding region: 424-5277 (1617 amino acids)
Biological process (GO): regulation of transcription by RNA polymerase II
Cellular component (GO): nucleus
Molecular function (GO): RNA polymerase II cis-regulatory region sequence-specific DNA binding; DNA-binding transcription factor activity, RNA polymerase II-specific
Source: RefSeq, a predicted model, not a curated record
UACACAUAGCACCACUUCCACCAACUUUUUAGUUGGUUACCAUUCCAUUCGUAUUCGUAUGGUCUACACAUGUGAGAAUUUUAGAACAUAAUUAUUGUGUUUACCAAAUAACUAAAUUAAUUUUUGUGUCAACUCAUCAGACGAGAGACACUUCUGACAACGCUAUUACGGCCAGAGUUUAUUAUUUUGAUUUCUUUUAGAGUGCGAUGAAGUUUUCUUUCCAGAUUUACUAAACUUUAGAGAGAGGAGUGUGUCGUUAAUAUCCCAUAAUUAUAUAAAUAUGAAGUUAUUCGUUAAACAGAUUACGGUGGCUCAAAAAUUGAGCAAAAAGUUUGUGUGAAAAAAUUGUAAAGUGCAAAAAAAUAAGAGUGUGCAAAAUAUGAAGUGACAAAGUGUGCUUUUUGAAGAAACGGGAAAAAUAAAAUGCCAGAAAAAGAGAUUGUGUUUAGUGAUCGACAUCAUCCACAUCAUCACCUGGGACAACUGCAUUAUCCUGGUGCAACGACGGGUACAUUACCAUCGUUACAUUUUCCAAAUGCUGCGGUGCCACACGCGGGUACACCAGGGAGUACACCCGUCGUGCCAAAUGGCACGCCACCAUCGGCAUUUGCCGCGUUCCAUCAUGCUCCAUUACCGGUAGAUCAACGGACACAUGAGGGACGUUAUGUGUGGGAUCCGCGAGUGCAAAGUACAGCGGCUGCGGCAGCGUUCCAUCAUGUUACAUCGGCUCAUGGGCUAGGUGGAGACCUGUUACAUUCACCCUAUCGAUUACCACCAUACAUGGAGCACCUGUAUUCGCUGCAGCAUGCCACUGCGGCUACAACAGCCGCUUCCAUACACGGACUUGGUCUAUCACCUGAGUACCUGAGUGCGCGAGGAUUAGCAGAUUUACAUCCUGCAUCUACAUUGGCCAGUACAGAAUUUCCAUUCAGUUUAGAUGGUUCUAGAUUAAAUAGUCCUAGACCGAAUAGUUUAAGACAAUCAAGAAAACGAGCGUUAUCAUCAUCUCCAUAUUCCGAUUCGUUUGAUAUUAAUUCUAUGAUUAGAUUUUCACCAAAUUCCUUAGCAUCAAUUGUGAAUGGUUCACGAUCUUCGAGUGCCAGUGGUUCCUACGGACAUUUAUCUGCUGGUGCAUUAAGUCCGGCAUUAGGUGUUCAUACAGCUGGUGCUCAUUUACAACAAUUACAAGCCCACUUAUUACGUGGUUUGGCUUUACCUCCAGCCCCACCUGCAUAUAGUAUACCGCAUCAUCCGUUACAUGCAAGCCAUGGUACCUCACCGCUAACAAAAUCCGAUUCCGAUAAUUUACGAAAGAAACAUGAAAGCAGUUCAAUGUUAACAUCAUUGGAUGUCGAUUCGACGGCAGCGAAUGGAGGUAGUCGUAAACCGUCACGUACCAAACGGGAUUCAGUACCUGUGAGUGUUUCGUCAACGUUCAUGCCAAGCAAUAACAAUACGGAAACCGGUGGCGAUACAACCGAUUUAAAAGAUGAACCUGCUGAUUUUAUUGAGACACAUUGUCAUUGGCGUGAUUGUGGUACGGAAUUUCCCACACAGGAUGAUUUAGUAAAGCAUAUUAAUAAUGACCAUAUUCAUGCAAAUAAAAAAUCAUUUAUCUGCCGUUGGGACGAUUGUUCUAGGGCGGAAAAACCAUUUAAGGCUCAAUAUAUGUUGGUAGUUCAUAUGCGACGACAUACGGGUGAAAAACCACAUAAAUGCACUUUUGAAGGAUGUUAUAAAGCUUAUUCACGCUUAGAAAAUUUAAAAACACAUUUACGAUCUCAUACUGGCGAAAAACCAUAUACCUGUGAAUAUCCUGGCUGUGCAAAAGCAUUCAGCAACGCAUCUGAUCGGGCAAAGCAUCAAAAUCGUACACAUAGUAACGAGAAACCGUACGUGUGUAAAGCUCCUGGUUGUACAAAACGGUAUACAGAUCCUAGUUCAUUACGUAAACAUGUAAAAACAGUUCAUGGUGCUGAAUUCUACGCAAAUAAGAAACAUAAAGGUGGAAAUUCAAGUGCUGAAGAUGGGUCAAGUGCACGGGGUGAAGCAAGUCCUCGUAGUGAUACAAAAACUGCAAGUCUUAGUAGUCCCAGUAUUAAAUCAGAGUCCGAUGCUAAUUCACCAGGUGGACAACAAGGUAGUCCUCUGGGUAAUGCAGCGGGUGGUGGAUGUCAUGAUGACGUAGAAGCCCAUGUCGACGGAGUUGUUUCUGGAGUUACAGCAGCGAUGGAAGAUCCAGCUUGGCCAUACGACGCAGAAGAUUUGGAGAUCGAUGACUUACCAGUUAUUCUUCGUUCAAUGGUUGGUUUGGGUACCGAACGUUCUGGAAACAUGACAGCAACUGUACAAGAUCGAGCAACAACACGUAAUCGUUUAAAACCGCGGAUGCAAUCGAAAACAAUUUCCACCUUUCAACCACCCACAAGUUUUCCAUCAUCAAAUCGUCGUCAUAUUGGUGGUAUCACAGAUUUAAAUCGACGUAUAACUGAUCUCAAAAUGGAAAGUACACACCAGAAUGGAAAAUCUGGGGUACAAACGACAGACUUACAAUCGAAAUCUCAACUCAAUGGUACAACAACGCAAGCGCAAAUUCGUAGAGAUAGUAAUUCAACGGUUAGUAGUUAUUAUGGCAGCAUGAAAUCGGCGGAUAUGAGUCGAAAGAGUAGUUUGGCGUCACAAGCAUCCGCUCGUCCUACAUUGGGAUCUUUUUACGAUCCAAUAUCAGCGGGUAGUUCACGACGAUCGAGUCAAUUAUCAACUGGAACCAGUGGAGGUACUGUUUUACAUCCAAAUCAUUCGACUCAUACUGUUUCAAAUGUUGUCCCACCGAAUCCUCCAUCACAUUUAUUGGCAAAUCAUCUGCAACGGCUACAAACCACUGGAAAUUUAGUAUUACAAACUCAAAAUACAUCGCUACAUCAAACUGCACUCCAACAACAAUCAAAUGUUUCUUGGUUAGCGAAAAUUGGAGAAAGCAUAUCAAACUCACGAAUGAGUUCAACUACGACAAAUUCAGAAUCACGAAGAAUGUCUGAACCGUGUCACACCAUAACUGAUCGAAAAACACCACCUCCUAGACCAAGUUCUGUGCAAUUAUCCCCGUUAAAAGGUCCUACAGAGGUUCAUCCAAAUCAAGAGGUUGUGCUCGACGAAGUUGGUGAAGGUGAAAUGGUUGAGAACAAAUUGGUUAUCCCCGACGAGAUGGUACACUAUUUAAAUCAAGUUGCUGAUACACACUGUACUACCGAUGGUGUCAUACAAAACUUAAAGACUGAAGAAAUUAGUGAUUGGCAAACGAAUACGAAUCAAAUUGAUGAGACCACAGUUGAUAAUUUCUCACUAAGUCCGUCCAUCAAUUUAUCUCAAAUGUUGCCAAGUCCAGCCCCAUCGUCUAUGUCACAAAUCAUCCAAAAUCCACCUUCAAAUUUGACACAAAUGUUGCCAAGUCCAGCAUCAAAUAUGUCACAAAUGAUGCCAAGUCCUGCAGGACCUUCAAAUUUAAACCAACUGAUGCCAAGUCCAUCUUCAACAUCGAAUCAACUUAUGCAUAGUCCUGCUUCUAACUUGAAUCAAAUGCUACACAGUCCAGCUACGUCCAAUGUAAGUCAAAUGAUGCAUAGUCCAGCCAAUAUACAUCAAGUUCCAUCGAAUUUAUCACAAAUGCUCCCACAAAGUCCAGCUGGAUCGAACUUAAAUCAAAUGCUAGCCAGUCCUGCAUCAAAUAUGAAUUUGGGAAGUCCUGCAUCAAACUUGAAUCAAAUGAUUCCAAGUCCUUCAUCGACUAUCAAUCAAAUGAUUGGAAGCCCAAUGAAUCAUCAAUCGUUGAUGAGUCCUGGAAUGAACCAAAUGAUGCCUGCAAGUCCUGGAAUGAAUCAAAUGAUUCCAAGUCCAGCCACAAAUCAAAAUUCAAUGAUGAAUCAGAUGAUACCUAGUCCGGUGAAUCAGAAUCAAAUGAACAUGAAUCAAAUGGUACCCAGUCCGGCGAAUCCAAGCCAAAUGAACAUGAAUCAAAUGGUUCCCAGUCCGGCAAAUCCGAACCAAAUGAACAUGAAUCAAAUGGUUCCCAGUCCGGUGAACCAGAAUCAAAUGAAUAUGAAUCAAAUGGUUCCCAGUCCUGCAAAUCCGAAUCAAAUGAUGAAUCAGAUGAUUCCCAGUUCGGCAAAUCCGACUCAAAUGAUGAAUCAAAUGAUUCCGAACCAAAUGACAAAUCAAUACCAAAUGAUCUCAAAUCAUCAGUCAAUGAAUCAUCAAAUGAUUCCAAAUCAAUCAGUAAUGUCAACGGCGGCAUCACACCAAAUGAUGACCCAAAAAAUAAAUCAUCCAAAUUCGACACAAAAUAAAAUGUUACAAAGGCAACCAUCUCAACCCCAACAAAUGGGAAUUCCAAAACAAAAUAAUAAUUAUCCACAAGAGUUUUGUAACUGUGGAAACUGUGGUAAUCAACCAAAUCGAUUUAACUCGAAUAAUAUGUGCUACAUGAAACAUCAAAAUCAAUCCAUGUCCAAUCAACAGUAUCCCACGGGACAUCAACAAUACAUGGAUUGUAAUCAACAAAACAAUACGAUGUGUCAAUCGGGAAGAUACUCAAAUAAUAUGUAUCCAAAUUCUCCGUACGAUCCCAAUCAACAGCAGCAGCAACAACAUCGAUGUAUGAACCCAUCGGGAAUGAUGCGACCAAAUUCAUACAACAAUUAUGGAUGUACCAAUAAUCCUCCCCAAUACGUUGGAAAUACUGUCCAUGUCAGUGAACCACCCCCAUUAACUUCACCUGCAAUGGCAACACCAGCUCCAACACAAUCGAUGACGCCUCAACAAGCCGCCCAAAUGUCACGACCGUGUAUGCAACAUUAUUACCAACAACAGCAGCCCCCACAACAAGCGUUUGUACCUUCCCCUGCUCAAACAUGCAAUUGUUUCCCCAAUAAUGAAAUCCAAUGUAAGGAUAUUAGUCAAUCACAACAAACGGUACCAAAUGUUGCACCCCAAAAAGUAGCAACAGAUAAUUGUGGUCCGACAGCCCAAGUUGCGGCACUAACUACGAUGCGACAAGAUGCAUAUCAACGUACACUGGAAUAUGUACAAAAUUGUCAAUCUUGGGUUGAAAAUCCAGAUUUAGUUACAAGUAGUACAGCCACUGGAUUAGGAACGGGGAGUGUAGUUGGUGCAUCGAAAUGUGGAGAUGCGGCUACUGCCUCAAAUAUGGUCAUUAAUGAUAUGACAUCAUCAUUGACGUCACUAUUAGAGGAAAAUCGAUUUUUACAAAUGAUUCAAUAGCAAAACGUUUAAUUAUUUCCUUUGUAUAUAAAAAACAGACUGACCACGCUUUCUACGCUUUCCCCUAAAUUAAAAGACCAGUGAUUUUUUUACCACUUCGAAGAUCAAGUGUCAAAUGCUUGAGGUCAAAAUGACGGGUAAUUUAUGGAAUUAAAUUUGAAAAUUUGAAGGCUAAACGUUCUAGAGUAAAAUUUUCGUACUAAUCGAAAAUUUGUAAGACAAUUAAAACGAAAAAAAAAAUGGCGUAUGUCCCCUCC